GCCAUCGCGGGGCUGGGCGUCGUGGGCCUGCUGUGCCUGGGCUUCGGGCUGGUGAUGGUGCUGACGCUGCCCGGCAUGUUGCGGCAGCAGGUCGCCAAGAAUAUGGGAAUUGAUCCCAACAAAUCCAUGUUCAACGUUUGGAAAGAUCUCCCCUUGCCGUUCUUCUUUUCCUUCUAUGUCUUUGAUGUGAUGAAUCCCGAGGACAUUCUUUCAGGAGCCAAGCCGAUCGUGAGUCAACGUGGCCCUUACGUGUACAGGGAGCACAGGCAGAAGAGAAACAUCACUUUUCACAGCAACAAUACCGUCUCCUUUCUGAAUUAUCGGUCGUUUUUCUUCCAACCGAACCUUUCCAACGGGUCGGAGUCCGAUUAUAUCGUCAUGCCGAAUAUCUUGGUGUUGGGAGCAGCUGUAAUGUUGGAAGACAUGCCGUUUCCCGUGAAGCUAACCUUCAGUACCACUCUAUCUUUCUUCAAAGAAAGGACGUUCAUAAACCGAACUGUCAAGGAGCUCAUAUGGGGAUAUGACGAACCCUUCACCCAGUUCUUGAACAGCCUUGGACUCACCUUCGUUCCGUACAAACAAAAAUUUGGCUUAUUUGUUGAUUUAAACAAUUCCCACUCGGGUCUCUUUACUGUGAAUACGGGCAUGGACGAUAUUUCCAAAGCCUAUAUGGUGGAUACUUGGAAUGGAUUAAAAAAGUUACCAUACUGGCAUUCGGAGCAAUGUAACAUGAUUAAUGGAACCUCCGGAGAAAUGUGGCCACCAUUCAUGACUCCCUCUUCGCCUGUGGAACUCUAUUCGCCAGAUGCCUGCAGGUCCAUUAAACUGAACUAUACUGGUUCUGGAACAUUCAAAGGCAUACCGGUUUAUCGCUACACAUUUCCAAAGACCCUGUUUGCCAAUGGAACAGUCUAUCCGCCCAAUGAGGGCUUUUGUCCGUGUCGGCAAUCCGGGAUCCAGGCCAUUAGCCCCUGUCAAUCAAAUGCACCAAUAUUUAUUUCUCAACCUCACUUCCUAAAUGCUGAUCCAGCGUUACUGGACACGGUAGAGGGUCUGUAUCCAAAUGAAGCAGAACACGAUCUUUUUGUCAAUAUACAUCCGCUGACGGGGAUUCCCAUGAACUGUUCGGUCAAAAUACAACUGAAUCUCUUAAUAAAACAUGUCCCUGGUGUCUGGCAAACUGGACAUAUAAAGCCUGUGGUGUUACCCCUGCUUUGGUUUUCAGAGAGCGCAGUGGUUGAAGGAGAUCUUUUGAAUGACUUCUAUAUCCAUCUAAUAAUUAUUCCUUCAUUGCUGGAAUACCUGAAGUACUGCCUGGUGGCCCUGGGAGGUCUUCUGCUCUUGGGAGCUGGCUUCCUUGGGCUCAGGAGCAAGAGAAAGGCUCCAACGAGGACCUCAGAAACACCCAGUCUUACGGAAGCUUCAGAAACAACCCCACUUCUGCAGGAGGACCCAAACACAAUUCAGAGUAGCAGUAACACAUAAUAAACCUCGGUUCCUCCUCGCGAAGGAUCUUGAGUUCUUUUACCAAUCCCACUUAUUCGUGGGCAGGAAAAAACGAAAGGGAAUGGAUGUCCCCAUUGGAAACUCGAGGACCGUGCUGCAGCCGGGAAGAAGUUAAGACCCACUUUCCAAAACAGCCAGCCUACUCCAAGUUGUUUUUCUCAUGCAAAGACAUGAAGAACAUCAACGCCAUCUGAUUUUGAAGACCAUUGGAGGACACUUGGAGUAGCCAAGCAAAGCCCCCACUCUGUUCCCACCAUUUGCCAACAAAGCCUGGAUCUUUCCCUGCUUCUCAUCCCCAGAAAGUCCUUUGAUCCUUCUUAAAGGUGAAAAUCACAUUUUUACCCCUUUACGACGAAAGGUGUACAUUCCCUGCUGGCGUUUACCUAUGGGGCUAUUCAGCGGGCCCCAUACCUGCAAAAGAACCUUCAACAUAGACUCUUUCCCCCUUUCAAACAAGAGCUCACUCAUGACCAGCUUCACAACUGCCAUUCUGCCAGCAAAUGUAGUCAGAAUCAUCAUCGGAAGGCAAACUCUGGUUCCAGAUGACCCAGCACUGGUUGGUCCGGGCCCCAAAACAAUCUCAUUUUCACUGACCAUCUUAUCAGGGUUCAGGAAGCACCAGCACCGUGCCCAGCCAAACCAGCUGGAAACGGGCAUUGUGGAGGGUCUCUGCGUGCAGGGAAUAAACAUGGCCGCUGCGCGCUCUUGAAACCAACCCGUGAAUCUCUUUCCCUGGGAGCCCUUUGGGCUCCAAAUUUUGUUCUUUUUCAGCCAGUACCUCCUGAUGGAACAUCGCCUUCUUUUUUUUGUUGUUUGUGUUGAAGUUUAACUGGAAACACAACGCUUAGGCACAUGCUGUGUUGUUUUAAAUAUCUGCCCGGAGCAGAAGAAAGAUGAUUCUCUGAAUCUGGGCUGAGAUGGGGUUUUUUAUGUCAAUCCAAGUUCAGUUCAAGUGGAGGGAGCAGCAAUCACGGGGACAAAGAAAAGUGGCUUGUUAUGAUAUGAUUCCUUGGGAACUAAUGAACGCUGGAUUUUGAAUUCCCCUGUCCUCCUGUAAAGGGCGUCGGGUUUUUUUUUCAAAUAACUUUAUUAGAUUUUAAAAUAAGAACAUGAAAAACUAACAAAAAACUAAUAUGAAAGGGAAAGAAGG
This is a messenger RNA of Python bivittatus (Burmese python), 2656 nucleotides long. RefSeq names its product scavenger receptor class B member 1 (gene SCARB1). Gene Ontology annotation, cellular component: cytoplasm; caveola. NCBI's taxonomy places the organism in Eukaryota, Metazoa, Chordata, Lepidosauria, Squamata, Pythonidae. Gene Ontology annotation, molecular function: lipid binding; scavenger receptor activity; low-density lipoprotein particle binding. Gene Ontology annotation, biological process: cholesterol efflux; cholesterol import; recognition of apoptotic cell. The record is from RefSeq and is a predicted model, not a curated record.